Molecule: messenger RNA, 608 nt
Organism: Acyrthosiphon pisum (pea aphid)
Lineage: Eukaryota; Metazoa; Arthropoda; Insecta; Hemiptera; Aphididae
Product: ARL14 effector protein-like
Exons: 3
Coding region: 157-552 (131 amino acids)
Cellular component (GO): intracellular membrane-bounded organelle
Source: RefSeq, a predicted model, not a curated record
GAUUGCAUGAUAUAACAUUUAUUUAUUUUUUUUUUUUUAUUGUUAUAUCAUGAGUGAUUGAAUAUUUAAGCGAUUAGGUACAAAAUCUAUCUAUUCUGAUUCAGUGUUAUCUAGAAAAUUUAAAGAAGAAUUUGAGUGUACCUAACCAUAAUAAAAAUGGAUAGACUGAAAACAAUCACGAAUAACUUAGAAAUUGAAAGCCCGGAAAAACCGAAAAACCUAGAAAUUGAAAGGCCGAAAAAACCGAAAAACCUAGAAAUUGAAAGCCCGGAAAAACAGAAAAACCUAGAAAUUGAAAGCCCGGAAAAACCGAAAAACCUAGAAGUUGAAAGCCCGGAAAAACCGAAAAACCUAGAAGUUGAAAGUCCGGAAAAACCGACAAACCAGGUGGACCCUAAUGAUAGCGAAUGUGAUUGCGACCAGGAAGGCUGCAUGGGCUGUUUUUGGCCAUGUGAUUCAUGCCUAUCUAAUAAAUGUGGACACGAAUGCCGUGUCAAUCGCAAGUGGAAACGUUAUGAUGCGUGGAUAAGACAAGGAAGAAGUAAUGACUAAGUAAUGACUUAAUUAUUUGUAUUUUAAUUAUAUUGUAAACAUUGGAAAUAUAACUA